Messenger RNA from Naegleria fowleri, 1839 nucleotides. RefSeq lists its product as uncharacterized. The transcript has 3 exons. The coding region runs from base 1 to 1839 and encodes 612 amino acids. Lineage: Eukaryota; Heterolobosea; Eutetramitea; Acrasida; Naegleriidae. Gene Ontology annotation, biological process: chromate transport. Gene Ontology annotation, molecular function: chromate transmembrane transporter activity. The record is from RefSeq and is a predicted model, not a curated record.
AUGUCUUCUUUACAGCAGAAAGACGGUCAUGAUGAUUCAUCCUCGGAAUUGAUAAUAACCUCUUCAAUUCGAGAGGAUGAAAGGAUUUUCCAAAAUAAUCAUCAAGAAUCUGGUGAUUUGCCAUUGCAUUCAAACAAAAGAAACGAAGAAGAAGAACAUGAUAGAAUUGUAUCCAAUGAUGAUGACGUAGCUUAUCGGGAUGAAGAAUCGGAAGGCUCUCAUGGUCAUUCUGAGAGUGGCAAUAAUACCCGAGAACCGGUGGACAAAUGGAAAAUGCUGAAAGAUAUAGGAUGGAAUAUGACCAUUGUUGGCUCAACAUCGUUUAGAGGUGGCGUUGCUAACUUGAUGAAUAGAUUUUGUGAAAAAGUGAAUUGGUUAAGUUUUAAUGAAUUUAUGGAGGUGUAUAUGAUGUCACAUUUAGUACCAGGAGCUAAACCAUCACAAAUUGCUAUGGGCAUUGCAAUACCUAGAUAUGGAAUUAUUGGAGGAAUUUUGUCUUACUUGUUCUUUUCGAUACCUGGAUUUAUUUUGUGUCUUGCCAUGGGACUGUUUAUGUAUGAUUAUGACAGCAAAACAGCACCACAGUGGUUCGUUCAUGCUCAAAAGGGUUUGGCUUGCAGUGGUAUUGCAUUUGCUCUCCAGUCUGUGACAAGAUUUUCUUCUCUGCUCGAAAGCCCAGACAAGAAGAAAGGAAAGAAGAAGAAUGAUUCGAAAGGAGAGUCAAACGAAUUAUUUCCAUAUAUUUUACUGACAAUAGUUGCUGUCAUUACGAUGUUAUAUAGAAAAUCAUGGCUUCUUCCUGUGCUAUUAGUUAUUGGUGCUAUUCUAGGAAUAAUUUAUGCUGAAAUUAAGGAGCGAUGGACUAAUAGAAUUUCCCAUUUCGCACUCUAUGACUUGUUGAACGUGAAAGAAAAACAAUUCGAAAAAUUAUCAUGGAGGAAUCAACUGAGAUUUAUUGUACUAAUUUUAAAGACAUUCAUUCCAAAGUAUUCACGAGAAAUGAAACAAAGACGAGUAGAGCUUGAAGAGGAACACAAUGAGAGUGUAAAUACAAGCACUCCACAUGAAGACAACGAAGAUGAUAGAAAAAAUCCUUUCAAAUAUUUAGCAUCCUACAAAGUUGGAAUUUCUCUUAUAGUUCUAUAUUUUGUGCUGCUUGCAGUAUUAAUGGGAGGCUCAUUUAUUGUGGAGAGUAUUCCAUCAGGAUUUACGACCACCAACACAGGAUUGUCACAACCCACUUUUAUCCACUCGUCUCAAUUUCAAUAUCAAAAUAAUUCCGAUUCCAUAACAUCAAAACGAAAGAUCAAUGUAUGGACCGAAUGGAUCAUUAUGACCUCUUUCUUUUAUCGAUGUGGCUCCUUAAUUUACGGUGGAGCUGUUGUAAACGUGGUCAUUAUUCGAGAUGAAAUGAUAGAAAGAGGAUGGGUUAAUGAGGAACAAUUUAUCAAUGGCUACAGUUUAACGAAUGCUGCUCCAGGUCCACGUUUUAGUUUAGGAUUUUACUUUGGAGCAAUCAUUGCUGGAAAUUUGUUAAAUGCUGGAAAUAAUUCUUCCCAAAUUCCUUCCAAUAAUUCUACAUCUAUGCUUAAACAACAACAGUUAUUGCUUCCAGAAUUGGAUUUGAUGGACCAAAACGCCGAUUCAAUCAUCACAACUGAGACUUCCACAACAGCUGAAUACUCUGCUUUUUCGCGAUAUUUCUUACCAUUAUUCUAUGGUGUGCUUGCUGGUAUUGCAUUCCACUUACCUGGAUUUAUUUUGUUGUUAGGAAUUGUUCCAUUAUGGGGAACUUUGAAAAGCAAGCCAAUUGUGCAAAAAAGCAAUGGUUGGAAUUAA